AUGGCUGCUUUUGAAGAUUUAGGAAUUAUUCCUGAAUUAGCUGAAGCUGUAACAAAUAAAGGAUGGAGUAUUCCAUCAGAUAUUCAAUGUGAGGGAAUACCAGCAAUUUUAGGUGGUGGUGACGUUUUGAUGGCUGCAGAGACUGGCUCAGGAAAAACAGGUGCUUUUUGUCUUCCAAUUCUCCAAAUUGUCUAUGAAACAUUGUCAGAGGAAUUAAAUCCAAAAAUUGAAAAAAAAAAUGAUGCGGAGGAGGAUAUUUGUAGGAUGAAUAGUUAUGAUAAAAGCGCUUCUAUGGAAAUUCAAUCAAAUGGAACUAAAUUGUUUAGUAAUAAUGAGAAAAUAUGGAGUGGGUGUAGGAGUUAUUGUGGUGUUAAACAAAAAGGAAAAUAUUUCUAUGAAGUGUACUGUGAAACAGGUACCCUUUUCCGUUUUGGAUGGGGCAUAAAAAGUGCUAAUCUUAAUCUUGGACAUGAUAAAGGUGGUUUUGGUUAUGGUGCUACAGCUAUGAAAAGUAAUAAUAAAGUUUUCGAUGAGUUUGGUGAGAAAUUUAAGGCUGGUGAUUAUAUUGGGUGUUACCUUAAUUUAGAUGGAAAAGAAAUCAGAUUUUCAAAAAAUGGAAAUGUAUUUCCGCCUGCUUUUAAAAUUCCAUCAAAUUUUGGAAAUGAAGCUUUUUAUCCAAUAAUUGCUUUAAAACAAUCUGGAUGUAUUGUUAAUUUAGGAAAAACUCGUUUUAAAUAUCCACCAACAUCAGAUUAUAAAAGUUUAUAUUCAUGUCCAGAAAAAUUUCUUGAAAGAUCACCACAUAAGGGAGAUAAUUUAAAGCUAAAACGUGAUAAUAAAAGUCCUUUGUGUAUAGUUAUAGAACCAUCAAAAGAAUUAGCUUAUCAAACAUAUGAGCAAUUAAUUCAAUUUAGUAAAUAUUUAAAAUCUCCAACAAUCAAAAAUGUUAUUAUUUCUGGUGGAAUAAAAGAAAAAGAACAAGAUAAUGCUACUAAAAAUGGUUUAGAUAUAGUAACAUGUACUUUGGGUAAAUUUAUUGGUAUGAUAGAAAUGGGAAAAAUAAAUUUAUCUUUUGUUAAAUUUUUUGUUCUUGAUGAAGCUGAUAGUUUGGUGUCUGGAACAAAUAAUCAAAUGGCAACAAUAAAAAAAUUAUAUGGAAAGAUGGUUGAGGGAAAUGGAGGAGUUGGAAGAUUACAAAUGAUUGUCUGUUCAGCAACUCUUCAUAAUCCAAUGAUAGAUAGAAUAGCUAAUGAGAUGAUGUCUUUUCCACAAUGGGUUGAUUUAAAAGGUCAUGACUCUGUUCCAGAUACUGUUCAUCAUGUUGUUGUUAUGGUAAAUCCAAUUGAGGAUCAAAGUUGGAUUAGAUUACGUUCACCAAAAGGAUUUCCAAAUAUUUUAACUGAUGGAGUACAUAGAAAAAAUGAUAUAAGACCAGGAAGUACUGAUAAAGAAACACUUUCUGAAGGAAUAAAAAUAUUAAAAAUGGAGUAUUGUGCUAUUGCUAUUGAAAAACUUCAAAUGGAACAAUGUAUAAUAUUUUGUAGAACUAAAUUAGAUUGUGAUAAUUUAGAAAAAUUUUUAAAAUCUAAAAAUCCAUCAUUUACAUGUGCUGUAUUACAUUCAGAUCGAUCCCCUGAAGAAAGAAAUGCUAAUCUUUUAAAAUUUAAAGAAAAAGCUGCUCGUCUAUUAAUUUGUACAGAUGUUGCUGCUAGAGGUAUAGAUGUAUCAGGAUUACCUUACGUCAUAAAUUUAACAUUACCAUCAGUUGAUGAUAAAGCUAAUUAUGUUCAUAGAAUUGGAAGAGUAGGAAGGUCUGAGGUAAUGGGAUUAGCUAUAUCAUUUGUUGGAACUAAAGAAGAAAAAGUUUGGUAUCAUGGUUGUCCUUCAAGGGGUAAAAAUUGUAAUAAUAGAGAAUUAACAAGUAGAGGAGGAUGUACAAUAUGGUUUGAUGAGAUGAAUAGUUUGCGAGAGAUUGAAGAACACUUGGGAGAGACGAUAUCACAGAUAACGACUGACUUUGAGAUACCAAAAAAUACAUUUGAUGGUAAAGUAGUAUAUGGAGCUAAACAAACAGGCUCAUAUACAUGUCAAUUUUCUCAUGCAAUAGAAUUGACAGGGAUUUGCCAGAAACUUUUUGAAUUAGAAAGAAAUGUUCAAUUAAAUUAUUUAAAUUUGUUUUGUAAUACUCCUACGACGGUUGUAGAAAAAUAA
Strongyloides ratti is the source of this 2211-nucleotide messenger RNA. RefSeq names its product ATP-dependent RNA helicase DDX1. The transcript is spliced from 3 exons. The coding region runs from base 1 to 2211 and encodes 736 amino acids. Gene Ontology annotation, molecular function: protein binding; ATP binding; nucleic acid binding. The record is from RefSeq and is a predicted model, not a curated record. NCBI's taxonomy places the organism in Eukaryota, Metazoa, Nematoda, Chromadorea, Rhabditida, Strongyloididae.